ACAUCGAAAGAUUAUUACGGACCUUGGGAUCUAGGAAACCGACUCCAGAAAAACGUUAAAAUCCAGACAAACGAAGAAGAUAAAAUAAUCAAACCCUAAAACAACAAGUCCUCAAGUCCCUUGCGGCGCAGAUGAUACAAACGCCGCGAGACGAUAAGACCAGAUAGCGAAGAGAGAAAAUCAAAUAAAAAAGUGAAAAAAGAGCAGACGGGAAAAAGAGAAGGAAAAUGUCUCGCCAGCUCGUUGCCUGCAUGUUGAACGUCUCAGAAGCGAGGAGGAAAGAUGUCGUGGAGAAAAUCGCCAAGGAGGCUCUGGCUGCCGUGAAUCCGCCAAGGGUCAAGCCGAUCUCCUCUGACUGGGCUAUCAACGCCACGGUUCUCAAUAUAUUUCAGGACAUUGACUACAACAGAUCGGUUAUUACCUUAGUUUCCAGUGAGGAUUGUAUAGGCCCUUGUGUAGAAGCAGCGUGUGAAAAGGCCUAUGAGCUGAUAGACCUCAGCCACCACGAGGGCGUCCAUCCGAGGCUGGGUGCUGUGGACCUCGUGCCUCUUCACCCCAUUUCAGAGGGCGUUUCUCUGCCUAACCUCGGCCAGGUUGCGCGUGGUACUCUGAAAUAUCACCAAACACCUCAUGGCUACAUCAAGCAGGAAAUGGUCUGUAAAAUUAAACAAUAUCAAUAUUUAAGCUUGUUUCUGUUUCUUCUUUUAGGGAUUAUGCAAUAUCAUAAAAUAUUUGAAAUUAGCCAGGAUAAAGCUUGGUGUAUAUAAAACAGUUAUUUAUUUUCUAAGCUUAUUUAUAGAUUAGAUAUAAGAAAUAGCAAAAAAGCCCAUGGCAUUAGGUCUUAUGCAUUAUUGCAUUGCACUUUGAUGUAUAUUAGAAUAGAUCAUGCAUGCCUGCUGUUUUACUUUACAUGCUGGUAUUUGUUCACAUGAUGCUACAUUAUUACUAUGCAGUUAAAUUAUUGUGCUUGGUCUACAUAAUUGAUAUCAAGUUAUGAAUUGUUAGAAUAUUUUCAGUCAGACUGUGGACGGAACACUGGAAGGGCAAGCUCUUCCAAAUAUUUUCUGUUUGAAACCAGUCAAUAUGCAUCAAAAUUUGUGAUAUUGCAGAUGUGUUAUCAGGAACUGGUUGAGAAUAAAACACCCAUGUGACUAUGCCUUUAGGUAGACAUGAUAUGUCUUCAAUUAGUUUUAAAUAAUCAUCUAGAAAAAGAAGCUUCUCUUUAUCCACUUGACUUCUGAAUUAUAUCCUUAGGUAUAGAUUAAUAUGGUAUGUUACCGCAGACAAAAAGAUUCAUGGCUACAAGGAAUUGGGAGCACCCAUAGUAGCAGCAAAAAAAGUAAGGCUUGGUAAUUAUAUGGAAUGUAACAUGAACUUCCUGGAAAUUCUUUAUGUAAUGCCUGUCUCCUGAAAGUUAUAAACAAUAGCCAUUUAGAAAUAGAGUUCCUGAAAUGGAUCAAGAAUAUAGGUCCUCUAGAAGUUUUCUAUCUCUGUCACCUUUGUUUUAUUUUUUGGUUGACAAGUCUGGUAUUCAUUUGAACUUGGUGCCCCUACCUCAAAGCCCCAUUAGUGCUUAAGUAUUGGUAGUGGGGUAAUGCCUGCAGAUCUGUUGUUCUUGUAGUUGGACAGUCCUUUUAGCAGGUUCAGUGUUGUAUAAGUAGUUAUGUCCUGCUCUUUCUGGAUCUAACCUAGAUUGCAGAGGUUUGAAGCUCUUUGAACAGAGAUAUAUUUUACAGAUUGAUUUGGUUGAUUGGUAGAUAGAUAGAUCGAUAGACAUGUAGAUAGAUAUACAGAUGUGUUCCCCCUGGCCUAACAAUGUAUUGUGAUAUUAAUUAAUAUUUACUGUAUGCCACAUUCAAAAUAUUUAGAUUCUCCGUGAAUGAGUUGCCCCUCCUACCCCAUCUGCAUGGUUAUUUUUAUAUAUACACAGCAUAUGCAGGGGACCACCAUUAUUUAUUGUUAACAUGGGCCUCAAAAAUAUAGUCAAUAACUAUUCAAUGAAUAGUGAUACACAGUAUCCCAUUGGAAUACAUUAUAAAAAGGCAUAAUGUAGACUAAAACAUAAUAACCAGCUGUGUAUUUAAGCAUAUAGUUCAUAUGAAUAUUCUCAUGAUAAUACUUUAAAUAGAAAUACAUACAUUUUUGCUAUAGAAAAAACAAUACAGAAAAGAAAUGCAAAUGUCAGAUGUUGUGAAUAUGGUGUAUUUUUUAGUCAUAACACGAGUUUGGCUGGGUGAUUGUCAGCGGGUUUCUGAAGAGACACGAGGGAUGGAUGCCCUUCGCACGGGUAAAUGGGGAGAGGAUCAUCAAGUUUUACAUCAGACCUCUCAUCUCCAUUUUCAAAUAUAUUUCUUGUGAAAGUUUUAGGGAGUGGUUACAGAGGAUGGGCAAGGGUCGUCAUGCUUUCCAUGAUUGACGUGUUGUUAUAUAGAAUAGAGUGAAGGAUAGUCUGCUUCUUUCCUGCAUUUGCUUUUAAUCUUCAAGUCCUAAUUUUGUAUAUAUACUGGGAUAAAGUUGCCAGCUAGUCUAUGAUGCUCAAAAUUCCUAAAUGAUACUUUGGGGGGAAUUUAAACAUCUUCCAAGAAUAAUGUAUUUAUGUGCUCAUCUAUUGGGCAGGUGGAAAGGGCCCACAAUUUACACAUUCCAUGUUUAUUUUUGAGUAUUUUCCUGUAUAACUCUGCCAAAGAGCUUCUCACAAGUGAUCAGAACAGAUCUGAAUUUUCUUGAAUAUCACAGUAUUGUUCAAAAAUUAAUUGAAAAAAUCCAUCUUAUCAGGCAUCAACUAAAUAUACA
Messenger RNA from Penaeus chinensis, 2793 nucleotides. Its product is annotated as formimidoyltransferase-cyclodeaminase-like. The transcript is spliced from 3 exons. The coding region runs from base 228 to 767 and encodes 179 amino acids. NCBI's taxonomy places the organism in Eukaryota, Metazoa, Arthropoda, Malacostraca, Decapoda, Penaeidae. Gene Ontology annotation, molecular function: transferase activity; folic acid binding. The record is from RefSeq and is a predicted model, not a curated record.